UUGUCUUGAGAUCAAGUAUAAUCUGUGCUGGAAUUGCUGCCCUUUGAAUUCCAAGCUCAGGGCAAAAGUAGGGUAAAGGUAGAUACAAAGCAGAAGCAAAGAAAUAAAGUCUGAAGGAGCUGCAGAUGGUUUUUUUGGUGUUGUUUUUUUUUUUUAAAGAAGGAAUACCUGAACAUUUACUUCUAUGCACUGAACCAUAAAUUGUUGGGUUUAAUAAUUUUCCAGCAGAAAAGAAACUGUAUUUGAGGCAUUCAGACUAUCAAACAGAAGGAAAAGGAGCAGCUCAAAACAUAUACUGCCUGGUUUAUGAAAACAGGAGUCACAUCUCUAGAUGAUGGAAGAAAAAAAUUUUAUAAAACAUGGGAAUAAGGAUACAACACAGCUACAACUGUGAGUCUGAAUUAAAAAUAAAAAUUGUCAAAAGAUCACUAUGUUCCAACUUGCAAACCUCUGCAUGUUACGGUGUGAUGAUAAUUUGGACGUGCUAGUGAGCCCUACAUAAACUGAAUAUCUUUUUAAUUGAAAACCUUUUCAAAACAAAAAAUUGAAGAAUAAAUAAAUUAAGAGAGGUAUUCUAGGUGACUGUAUGGGGAUAGGAAAAGAGGUGGUGAGAGACCUUUUGGGGAAAUUCAGGCACAGGUGAAGGAAAGUUGAAGUGGAGUGGAAGCUGGAGUAUCUGAGGCUUGAAAGUUGGAAAAAGUGAAGGUGUGGAAGUCGGAGAAUCUGAGGAACCGGAAAAGUAUCUGAGGAGAAGAAAGCCACCAGAAAGUAGAAGAGUAUGGCAGCGAUGAAGGAGAUUCUCCGAUCCAGAAACCUCCUACUUGUUGUUCUCAUUCCACUUCUGCUGCUUCCUCUGCCACUCAUAUACCCCAGCAGUGAAGCCUCAUGUGCCUACGUGCUGAUUGUGACAGCCGUAUACUGGGUCUCUGAAGCAGUACCUCUUGGUGCAGCAGCCUUAGUUCCUGCUUUCCUGUAUCCACUUUUUGGAGUCAUGAAGUCCAGUGAGGUGGCUGCUGAAUAUUUCAAGAACACGACUUUGCUCCUCAUGGGUGUGAUUUGUGUGGCAGCUUCUGUAGAAAAGUGGAAUCUCCACAAGCGAAUUGCCCUGCGCAUGGUCAUGAUGGCUGGAGCCAAGCCAGGCAUGUUGCUUCUCUGCUUUAUGUGUUGCACCACGGUGCUCUCCAUGUGGCUUUCCAACACAUCCACCACAGCCAUGGUGAUGCCAAUUGUGGAGGCAGUGCUCCAGGAGCUAGUGAAUGCUGAGGAGGAGUGUGAGGUCAUCAGUACUGCAGGCAGCACCAUUACUGAAGAAAAGAAGCCAAUAGGUCUCAGCGAAAAGCAUGGCCAACCUUCACUGGAGCUUAUCUUCAUCAAUGAGGAUGCUACUACUACUGACUUCAGCUCCUUGAUGCACUCAAAGAGUAUGAAUGGUGUGCACAUGAUAGCCAACCCUAUUGGAACAAUGAAUUCUCAGAGCAAUGGGCAGCACCUACCCCAGACUCAGAUACUGGUCCUGCCUCCUGAGCCCUCAGAUCUAGGCCUGACUGCUAAGUACCGGUAUCAAACCAGACAUGACCACAUGGUCUGUAAAUGCCUCUCACUGAGCAUCUCCUACGCAGCAACCAUUGGAGGACUGACAACCAUCAUAGGGACCUCCACCAGCCUCAUAUUCUUGGAGCACUUCAGCAAUCAAUACCCAAAUGCUGAAGUGGUGAAUUUUGGAACCUGGUUUUUGUUCAGUUUCCCCAUCUCCCUCAUCAUGUUGGUGCUGACUUGGUUCUGGAUGCAUUGGCUGUUCUUGGGUUGCAAUUUUAAGGAGACCUGUUCUGUGAGCAAAAAGAAGAAGACCAAACGGGAAGAAAUGUCAGAGAGAAGAAUUCAAGAAGAAUAUAAGAAACUGGGAAAUGUUAGCUAUCCUGAGAUGGUGACUGGAUUCUUCUUCAUCCUGAUGACCUUGCUUUGGUUUACUCGUGAGCCUGGCUUUGUACCAGGAUGGUCAUCUUUUUUUGAGAAGAAAGGUUACCGGACUGAUGCCACUGUCUCUCUAUUUCUUGGUUUUCUCCUUUUCCUGAUUCCAGCAAAAAAGCCGUGUUUUAGAAAGAGGGAAAAAGGAGAUAGUGAAAAGUCAACAGACAUUAACACACUGGAUCCCAUCAUUACCUGGAAGGACUUCCAGAAGACCAUGCCCUGGGAGAUUGUAGUGUUGGUUGGAGGAGGUUAUGCCUUAGCAGCUGGAUGCAAGACCUCUGGCCUCUCUACGUGGAUUGGACGUCAAAUGCUCUCCCUGAGCAGCCUUCCCUACUGGGCUGUAACCCUGCUGGCUUGCAUUUUGGUAUCCCUGGUAACAGAGUUUGUUAGUAAUCCAGCAACUAUAACCAUCUUUCUGCCUAUUUUAUGCAGCAUGUCAGAAACCCUGCUUAUCAACCCUUUAUACACUCUGAUUCCUGUCACCAUGUGUAUCUCAUUUGCGGUGAUGCUGCCAGUGGGUAAUCCUCCAAAUGCCAUUGUCUUCAGUUAUGGGCACUGCCAGAUUAAAGAUAUGGUGAAAGCUGGCCUGGGUGUAAAUCUGAUUGGCCUGGCUGUUGUCAUGGUGGCAAUCAACACCUGGGGAAUUAGACUCUUCCAGCUGAAUUCCUUUCCAGAAUGGGCAGCGAUCAGUAACAUCACUAGCCAAACAUAAUCUUCAGUU
Molecule: messenger RNA, 2689 nt
Organism: Neopelma chrysocephalum (saffron-crested tyrant-manakin)
Lineage: Eukaryota; Metazoa; Chordata; Aves; Passeriformes; Pipridae
Gene: SLC13A4
Product: solute carrier family 13 member 4
Exons: 16
Coding region: 779-2680 (633 amino acids)
Biological process (GO): monoatomic anion transmembrane transport
Cellular component (GO): membrane
Molecular function (GO): transmembrane transporter activity
Source: RefSeq, a predicted model, not a curated record